AUGGACCGCCGCCGCACCCCCGGCCUCUCCUCUCUCGCCCCGCGCGGCCUGCAAACCCACCACUACACCACGCACGGCGCCGCCCUCCGCACCCGCAACGCGCAGUCCCUCGAAACCCAACUCUCCGUCUUCCAAUCCCUGCUGCACAACUUCGCCCUCACCCACUCCAAAGACAUCCGCGCCAACCCCGCCUUCCGCGCCGAGUUCGCGCGCAUGUGCUCGGCGCUGAACAUUGACUUCCUCGCGUCGAGCUACACCAAGGAUGGGGGAGGGGAAGGGAAGGGCACGGGCGGCAUGUGGGCGCAGCUCCUCGGCGGCAGCGUGAACGACUUCUACUUUAACUUGGGCGUGUUGGUCGUCGAGGAGUGUCGGGCGACGCGCGCGGAGAACGGCGGGUUAAUCAGUGUGGCCGACCUGCGCACGCGCAUACAGAAGGGGAGGGGCAUAGGCGGCGGGCUCAGCGUGUCCGACGACGACAUCAAGCGCGCCGUCGAGUCGCUGAGUCCGCUCGGGAGCUGCUUUAGUCUCAUGACGAUUGGACACCGGAGUCUGAUACGCAGCGUGCCCAAGGAAUUGAACACCGAUCAGAGUACCGUGCUCGAGGCGAUUCAGGUGCUUGGGUAUGUGACGGUGAGCAUGUUGCAGGUGAAUCUGGGUUGGGAGAGGCCCAGGGCGGUCGCGGUGGUGGAGGAUUGUCUGGCGGAUAGUUUGGUGUGGGUGGAUUGUCAGGCGGGCGAGAAUGAGUAUUGGAGUCCGGCUUUUAUUACAGGGGCGUGA
Messenger RNA from Parastagonospora nodorum SN15, 777 nucleotides. RefSeq lists its product as hypothetical. The coding region runs from base 1 to 777 and encodes 258 amino acids. NCBI's taxonomy places the organism in Eukaryota, Fungi, Ascomycota, Dothideomycetes, Pleosporales, Phaeosphaeriaceae. The transcript has a single exon. The record is from RefSeq and is a predicted model, not a curated record. Gene Ontology annotation, biological process: protein transport to vacuole involved in ubiquitin-dependent protein catabolic process via the multivesicular body sorting pathway. Gene Ontology annotation, cellular component: ESCRT II complex.